Messenger RNA from Syngnathus acus (greater pipefish), 2689 nucleotides. Its product is annotated as arylsulfatase I-like. Lineage: Eukaryota; Metazoa; Chordata; Actinopteri; Syngnathiformes; Syngnathidae. The coding region runs from base 186 to 2300 and encodes 704 amino acids. The transcript has 12 exons. The record is from RefSeq and is a predicted model, not a curated record.
GUGCGGAUUUUCUUUGCUUUUUUUUUUUCUUCAAGUGGGAGUGUGAAGAAGCUUUUUUGGAGGACGGAAAAGUUCGUUUGGAAGCAUGAGCACAUACGGCAGCGUCCUCGGCUAACUUUGAAAAGCAAGAACGAGAAUGAAGUGACUUACUUACAUUGGGGCCAUAUCGAGUCCUCACAGGAAAGAUGCGGGCGACCUCCAUCACAUCGCUGCUCCUGAUACUUUGUGUUAUACGCCUGCACCGCAGCCACUGCCAUAUUUGGGAAGAGCAGCGAUAUGAAGACACCGUCGACACCGACAAAGUCGAAAACGACACGCCGGCGGCCAAAGGAAGCAGGAAGCAGCCGCACAUCAUUUUCAUUCUCAUCGAUGAUCAGGGCUUCAACGACAUCGGCUACCACAACCCCAGCAUCAAGACGCCCACGUUGGACAAGUUGGCGGCGGAGGGCGUCAAGCUGGAGAACUACUACGUCCAGCCCAUCUGCACGCCCUCGCGCAGCCAACUCCUCACUGGCAGGUACCAGAUCCACACGGGUCUCCAGCACUCCAUCAUCAGGCCGAGCCAGCCCAGCUGCCUCCCCCCCAACAUGGACACGCUCCCCCAGAGGCUGCGCCAGGCCGGCUACGCUACGCACAUGGUGGGCAAGUGGCAUCUCGGAUUCUACACGAAGGCGUGCCUGCCCACCAGGAAAGGCUUCGACUCCUUCUUUGGAUCCUUGACAGGAAGUGUGGACUACUACAGUUAUGGGUCGUGCGACGGCCCCGGCGUGUGCGGGUACGACCUCCACGACAACGAGAGCGUUGCCUGGGGUCACCAGGGCAAGUACUCCACCACGCUCUUCACGCAGCGAGCUCGUAAGAUCCUCCAGAGUCACAAUCCCGCCCGGCAACCGAUAUUCCUGCUCCUCUCCCUGCAGGCGGUGCACACGCCGCUGCAGCCGCCCAAGUCGUACAUCUACCCGUACCGCGGCAUGGCCGACGUGGCGCGGAGGAAGUUUGCCGCUAUGGUGUCGACAGUCGACGAGGCGGUGCGCAACGUCACCUAUGCGCUGCGCAAGUCAGGCCUGUACCGCAACAGCGUCAUCGUCUACUCCACUGACAACGGGGCCCAGCCCUUCACUGGCGGGAGCAACUGGCCGCUCCGGGGACGAAAGGGGACGUACUGGGAGGGAGGCAUCCGCGGCGUGGGGUUUGUGCACAGCCCAUUGCUGCGGCGACGGAGGCGAGUGUCCAACGCUCUCCUUCACAUCACCGACUGGUUCCCCACCCUGCUGGCCCUUGCCGGAGGAAACGUCAGCGAGAGCCAAGGCCUGGACGGCUUUGACGCCUGGGCCGCCAUCAGCGAAGGCAAAGAGUCUCCUCGCCAAGAGAUCCUACACAACAUCGACCCGCUGCACAAGGCCCCCGCGCCGCACGGAGACGCAGAAGACACUCUCUUGAAAGGGUUCCAUAAGCCCAACAAGAGGAAGAAGCAAAAUAAAAAGAAGAAACCUCUCAAGCAGCGCUCCAAACAAAAGUCUGCAUUCAGAUCAUCAAAGUCUAAAGGCACAAAGAAGUUAUACUCUGAGGUCAAAGGUCGCCCAGACUACUCCAUCAUUCGUGCGACCCGCAUGAAGGAAAACGCAUCAAAGCCCAAGUCUAGAAGGAUGGCCUGUCCGGAACACAACCUAUCAUGGACCGAAAGCAAGGUCCGGUCUCGCCUCAAGGCCAAACGCUCUUCUCAACCUACACCACACGCUUCACCCGAGUACGCGAUCCCGCCCGACGGCACUAACGAGUCACCCGCGUGGGACACGUCGGUCCAGGCGGCCAUCAGGGUCGGAGACUGGAAACUGCUCACCGGAGACCCCGGACACGGAGAGUGGGUCCCGCCGCAGGUCCUGCCAACGCUGGCAGGUCGCUGGUGGAACCUGGAAAGAGCAUCUCCGUCGCACCGGAGCCAAAACAGCAGCGAGGGAGUUAAAAGCGUUUGGCUGUUCAACAUCAGCGCCGAUCCGUACGAGCGCCGUGACCUUUCCCGCCAGCGCCCUGAGGUGGUGCGCUACCUGCUGACCCGCCUCGUCCACUACAACCGCACCGCCGUGCCCGUCCACUUUCCACCCGACGACCCGCGCGCCCACCCCGACCGGCACGACGAUGCCUGGGUACCUUGGAUGGACCGGGACCAGGACCAAGGUAAGAUGUCCCACCAGAAGGUCCAGCAGAAGAUCAGAAAGAAGAAACAGAACAAAUGCCGACUGUGUAAGCUCAAGGCCUUCUUUCUGAAACUCAACACUGGAAUCAUGUCCAGUCGCAUAUGAUUCGCGUAGAUUCAACUGUAGAUCAUCGAGCCAAUCCGCAAUGAGGAAACCCCACAAGCAUGAAACGCAAAAGUGACGCCGCCAAGGACGCGAGCUAACAAUGUCAUUGUGUUAUCAAUGACCGGUGUCUGUUGCUUCGAUUAGUCACAAAUCUCUUCAACUAAAGUACAGGGUUGCCUCACUUUUUGCAGGUAAUACAUCCCAACAACUUUUUUUUGAAUAUUUUGUUGAAUGUGGAGUGAUUGUAACUUAACAGUCAAGAGUCUGUACAACUUUUGAUAUGAAUCUUAAAUGUUCAAAAGCCCACUGGUACUUUUUAUAUUUGAAACCAUGUGCGAUGGAGGGUUUUCUCUGGUUUAAUAGAUUUUUUUCUAGUAUUCUACGAGCUC